AUGUCUAUCCUCAUGAAAAUCCCCUUCUCAGCAAGACAACCGGCAAUCCAUACACUUAAGCGAACUUUCUUCACGACAAGACCUGCAAUGUCUAGAAUCUCAGAGGUGAUCAAGAAGGAUCAUGCGGAGCUCAAGGAGUAUGCUGAUAAUAUCCGCAAUGCGAGGGAUGAUGAGACCAAGGUUCGCUGGCAGAAUCAGUUCACGUGGGAGCUCGCUCGACACUCUAUUGGGGAGGAAUUGGUAGUCUAUCCUGCGUUUCAGAAGCAUUUGGGAGGACAGGGAAAUCUCAUGGCUGAGAAGGAUCGUGCUGAACAUCAAUCGGUGAAGGAAGCCUUAAACACUUUCCAAAAGCUCACACCUUCAGAUUCGGAAUUCUUUCCAACUCUCGAUGCUCUGAUGAAAGAUCUCACGGAGCAUAUGAAGGAGGAGGAGAAUGAUGAUCUUCCUGCCCUUGAGACCGCACUUUCAGAGGAUGACAGCGAGGCUCUGGCGGGGUCGUUUGGCCGUACCAAGCACUUUGUUCCUACGAGAAGCCAUCCGAUGGCUCCGGCCAGGCCACCGUUUGAGACUGUGGUGGGAUUGAUGACGGCGCCGAUUGAUAAGUUGGGUGACAUGUUUAGGAAGUUUCCAGAGGAGAAGAAGAACUAG
Molecule: messenger RNA, 648 nt
Organism: Glarea lozoyensis ATCC 20868
Lineage: Eukaryota; Fungi; Ascomycota; Leotiomycetes; Helotiales; Helotiaceae
Exons: 2
Coding region: 1-648 (215 amino acids)
Source: RefSeq, a predicted model, not a curated record